This is a messenger RNA of Ostrinia furnacalis (Asian corn borer), 886 nucleotides long. RefSeq lists its product as uncharacterized. The transcript is spliced from 4 exons. Bases 60 to 662 code for a protein of 200 amino acids. The record is from RefSeq and is a predicted model, not a curated record. Lineage: Eukaryota; Metazoa; Arthropoda; Insecta; Lepidoptera; Crambidae.
AUAGCACAAUCAAGUCAUUCAGUUCAUUAGCAAAUCCUGCGCAGGACGACUGCCUCAACAUGCUGCGGCGACCGUCACAGAUUAUUGUUUUAGCGUCUCUUCUCUACCUGGUUUCGGCAACGAAACCGCACGGCAAGCUCACCAGCUGCCAGGAGUUCACGCACGGGCUCACCUUCAACGACAGCCAGGCCAUCGGCACCUGGCACCUGCUCCACUACCGCACCGAGAAAACCUACGACUCUGGCGACCCGCACUGCGUGGAGUUCUCUCCUGUAAAUGAUCAGGAACGGAAAGAACUAUCGGACCGCAUCGGCAAGUACGUAGAGAACCUGAAAUGGGAGAGCUUGACGCUGAAGAUGCAGGUGCCGUGCUCCGGCAUGAAGUCCAACCGGAGCCGCGACUACUACCUCGAGAAGCUCGACGGCGACGGCUCCUACAGGACUCUACAGAUGCCAUCGCCAACUGCUAAGCUGGACCUGGCCGAGUUUCACCGAUAUCCCAUGAGGCUGAAGAUCGUGGAAGGUCAAUUCCUGGGCAUGAUGGACUGCCACGAGAAGUUCGUAUUCCUGCUGGGGAAGCAGCCCUCUGACGGAACCCGCCUGGACGACCGGCUCAGGAAGAUGAUAGAGAUCUACUGGCCUGAAGAAAAUGACUCCAAAUAAAUAGCUGUAACAUAUACAACCAAUUCCCUGAAAUGUAACAAUGGUUACCUAUAGUAAAUAUUAUGGUCAUCCCUCGCCAUUUAUUAGGGAAAUAAUAUAAUUACUGAUUUUGAUAGUAGGACUAAAUAGCACUUUUUAGCUAAAUAUGUUUAGAGUUUAUUGAUAAGGCGUUCUAAUAGUUCGGUCGGUCGUUAUAAGUUUGAUAACUGCCGUUAGAUUUAGGA